UGGGAACACAAAUGGCGAAUUCCCAGACAACUACAUCGAAACGACACGUGGCCACUGUUCCCUUGCUUUAUUAAUUAUCGACACGUGUUAUUACAACCCACCCCCGGCUGUUUCCCAACUUGUUUUAAAACACGCCAAAAAGGCAAUCCUUCAAAAUAUUAUGUCAGUCGCAACCACGUGUCGUUUUGAUGUUUCUCCGAUUGCCACUUGUCUCGUCCCAAAUACUUUUCCUCGUCAUUGUCCAAGGGCAUUUUCGUCACUCAAUAAAUGCUUCCUCUCUUUUCCCCCAUUUCCCAAACCCAUCAGAGAAACUCUGAACUCUCUCUUUAGUAACAUCCAAUCGACUAAUUUCCACUGAACUUGAAAAAAAUUCAAUAAAUAUACAAUUUUUUUUUCUUUUUUUUUUUGUGUAAUAAAAAGAACAAGAAACAUCUUUGUUUGAGUUACAAUUGUUUUGAAGUUGUAAUUUUUAUAUGAAUAAUCAAGUUUAUGCAAAUGGGUAAAGCUAACUCAGAUCAAAGACUGGUUUUUGUUCUGUUUCAUAGUCGAAGACACUAGCUUUACUUAUACAACAACAAGAAGUUUUGUUUUUUUUUUUUUUUUUGUUUUAUUUGCCUUGUCUAAUGUUUCCGUCGAAAAUAGGAGAAGCAAAUGAAAACAGAAGUAGUAGCAGCAAAGAAAGGGUUAAUCUUUCUUUUAAGAUUGAGAAGUACCCAACAGAUCUGUUACAGAGAUUCAUGUCAAGUGAAGCACAAGCUUCAACAAGAAGUGAAGGAGAAGAAGAAGAAGAAGAAAAAGUGGAGCUGAAUCUUGGGUUAUCAUUAGGAGGUCGAUUUGGGGUUGAUAAGAGUGCAAGGAAGUUGACAAGGUCAUCAUCAAUUGCUGGUUCGAUACCGAUGUUUAGAGAAGAUGGUGCUAAUACUCCACCACCGGUUCCUUAUCCGAUUCUCAUAAGAACCUCUUCUUUGCCUACUGAGACUGAGGAGGAGUGGAGGAAGAGAAAAGAGUUGCAGACUUUAAGAAGAAUGGAAGCUAAAAGGAGAAGAAGCGAGAAGCAAAGGAGUUCAAGAGAGAAGAUGGAGGUUAAUUUAUUAGAGGAAGAGAAGCAAGCUGGAAGGGCAAAUACUAUUGGGGUGGGACCACCUUUGGGGUUGCAGAGUUGGGCUGCAGCUGCAAGGCAGGUGAUUUUAGGAGGAGGGAAUGAAGCGAUGGGGGUGAAAGGGAAAGGUGGUGGUCUUGCGGCUGCGUUUUCACAAGGUUCUGUGCAGCCUUGUCCUCAAGGGUCUAUGGAAUCACAAGGAGGAAGUUCUUCUUGUAUGUCAGAAAUGGAAAAUAAAGCCCUUCAAGGAGCAAGCAGCUGUGGUGAAGCACGAAGCUCUGGUAGCACCCAGUCCUUGCAAGAUCAAGCCAAUCAAGAGGCUAUGGGUUCAUCGGGGACAAAGACAGCUGAAAAUAGGGGGAAAGAAAGAGGGAACACGAUGGAAGAUAUGCCUUGUGUUUUCACAAAGGGAGAAGGUCCUGAUGGGAAAAGAAUAGAAGGCAUUCUGUACAAGUAUGGAAAGGGAGAGGAAGUGAGGAUAAUGUGUGUAUGCCAUGGCGAUUUCCUCUCUCCAGCAGAGUUUGUCAAGCAUGCAGGUGGUGGUGAUGUGGAUCACCCUCUUAGGCAUAUAGUUGUAAACCCUUCCUCUGCUUCCCUUUUGUAAUGUGGAGGCUAUGGCACCCCCUAAAAAAUGGGGAUGUGAAAUCGGGAAAAAUCGAAAAUUAAAAAAUUUUAGAAAACAGUUUUUUUUAAUCACAUUUUCUUUUCAAAAGUCUGCAAUAUUUUAUUGACUCUUGCCGAUGUAUCCGAGGAGAGAUUUUCAAAGGCCUCUCUUUGGAUUAUUUGGUUUCUUUUUCCCAUGUAUGUAGAGUAGAUAAUUUGAUGAUAUUAUAUAAAUACGAUA
Molecule: messenger RNA, 1943 nt
Organism: Durio zibethinus
Lineage: Eukaryota; Viridiplantae; Streptophyta; Magnoliopsida; Malvales; Malvaceae
Product: ninja-family protein AFP1-like
Biological process (GO): signal transduction; negative regulation of DNA-templated transcription; response to abscisic acid
Cellular component (GO): nucleus
Source: RefSeq, a predicted model, not a curated record